UUCUGACGGAACCCUUGGCUGGGUGUCGGUCGGUCGGCCCGAGGUGCGCUCGCUCGCAGUGUCAAACAAGAAGUGGCGCGGCGCAAGGCCCGAAAUUUAUUGCAAUUCGGUGGGUGCCCCCCGUGAUGUGUGCAGCCACUGCUGACGGACGCGCGGCAGUGCCUAGUGCUUCUGUGUGCCUCGUCGCUCGCGUUUGAUUGAUUUGACCGGCCGCGGCUGCCGAGUGUCCGAGGCGCGCGGGCAGGAUUCUUCUCUUGUUGUUGCUUCGCCGCGCCGAGAUGCGCUGAUCAGCCGCACGCAGGAGAAGGAACCGCACCUACUCACUCGAUCGCUGCACGCCUGCCUGCCUGCCUGAGGAUUUUUGUCGCAGCGUCGUUCAUCAAAGGCUUUUGGACUGUUUGCGCAAAAAGCGUUGCGGUGUCUGGACGCCCUCCAUGAACAGAUCGGGCAGUCCCUGGAGGCGGGCCGACCCGCUGAUGUUCAUUUGAGCAACCCGUCCUCUGUCUGCGACGAUGGCUCCGAAGAUGGCGAUCGGAACCAACAGGCCUUCUCCUCCUCCAUGGCUCUGAUGAGGAGGCUCCUCGAAGACGCACAGAUCUCUCUUUUCUGAAUGCAUUGAUUUUGGUACCUUCUCUUCUGUUCUUUGUGUUUCUGUGUGUAAACACGUCAGGGUGGUCAAAAAGUGUAAAUGACAGGACGGGAGUUGGACGAAACUAACCAGGUUACUGUUGAACAAAACUCUACCACAAAGACUACACAGGCAAAAUUCCGCAGGAUGGUGGAUGAAAACAAGACUCUUGCCACGCGCAUCGACGGCGACCUGCAGGCGGCCCAGGAGGACGUGGGCGUGCUGCGCGGCGAGUUGGCCGACGCGAACCGCCGCCUCGAGGAGCUGGCCGUCGCCCCCAGCUGCGAGGCCGGAGGCGACGCCUCGCCCCCGGAGCAGGCCCCCAAGAUCCCACCAAGUCCACCUCCGAGACUGCACGUGCCCGCCGUGCCCGUCGCCGGCAGCUGUCCGUCCGCCGUCCAGGAGCAAACAGAGCCGGUCGCCGGCUGCAGCUCCGCCCCCGCAGAAGCACACCAACCUGUUUCGCACGGUUCCAUAGAGACGGACCCGGGCGAGGGUAGCAGCAGUUGCGGCGGAGGCAGCGGCAGCGGCAGCUUGGCAGAAUUGCGCGACGAGAACGCGCGGCUGAAGCGAGAAAUCGCCGAGCUGAAAUGCCUGCUUGGUCCUGAGGCCCUGGCGCUGAGCGCUGAGCUGGAAAGCACGAGGGACGCGCUCGCUGCUGUGAAAGCCGACAGGAAAAGGCUCAAAGCCGAGAAGUAUGACCUGCUGAACCAAAUGAAACAGCUUUACAGCACCCUCGAAGACAAGGAAAAGGAGCUGCGCGAUUUCAUCAGGAAUUACGAGCAGAUGCGGGACACAGAGGUGUCAACUCAGCAGCUGGCCGCCGAAAGGGAGGAGCGCGAACGCGAGCGCUGGACCCUGCUGCGGCACGCAAGGGACGAGGCGGAGCGCAGCCUGGCCCUGGCCGCGCAACUCACUGCCAGGGAGACGCAAAUCCAACAGCUGCAGGAGCACAUUUUGGAGAUCAAACGCGCCACUGGCUUCAUGACCGAGCAAGACUGUCGCGUGAACGGCUCAGGGACGCCGACCAGCAGCGGUCUGCUGAGCAGUGGCGGCGUCGCCGGCCUCGUGGGCACGGGGUUGCCCGGCGACCGGGGCAGCAGCGCCGACUCGGGCGUCCGCGGCAGCUCGGACCGGGAGAGCGGCGCCACUUCGGCCGGUGGGGGCAACCUGUCCGACUCGAACACGGACGUCACCUCAUGGUCUCUUGGUCUCACAGGCACCCCCACCAUCACCGUGGAGACGGGCGGGGGCGGCAACAUCGACAUGGACUCGAUAUCGGUCGUUUCGUCCAUCAUCGGACAGCACACUUAUCAGAAUAGGUUUCACAACCGUACAAACAGAUAUGCUGUAACAACACCAAAAGACAGCCCAACCCUAUCGCCAAUGAGCGCUAAUCCCUUCGCCAGAAUGAUUCAGGACAACAACGUCUUGUCUAGUCCGCCGCCGCGCGGUGCUUGCAGGUCCGUCGAGCAGCUGCAGGAUUCGUCCGAGCCGCCGACCGGCCGGAGAAAGGGUACCGGUCGUCUGGGCCGAGGGGGCACGUGGGGCAGCAUUUCCAGGGUGUUCGCGCGCAGCAGACACCGCAAGAUGACCAGUCCUAGUCACGAAGCAGUGGACCCAUACCGCAGCUGGUCGCCUCUGACCGAGGAGGGCUACGCCGAAAAGCUGCGUCUCCUGCGGGAGGCGUCGACCAUCCCCAUGGAGCGGUGGCGGGCGCCGACCGUGCUCGCUUGGCUCGAAAUCGCCCUUGGGAUGCCGCAGUACGGGCCGAGGUGUGCGGAGAACGUGAAGAGUGGCAAGGUGCUUCUUGAACUGAGUGACGUGGAGUUAGAGGUUGGUUUGGGCAUCACGCACCCAAUGCACCGCAAGAAAUUGCGACUGGCCAUCGAGGAGCACCGUCAUCCCUCGUUGGUACGCUACCCGUGCAUGGCUCAGCUCGGACACACAUGGGUGUCUAGUGAAUGGCUCCCAGACUUGGGUCUCGCUCAGUAUUCUGAAAACUUUGCCACCAACAUGGUUGACGCCAGGAUGCUUGACCACUUAAGCAAAAAGGAGUUGGAAAAGUUCCUCGGUGUCACCAGAAAAUUCCAUCAAGCCUCUAUAGUUCAUGGAAUACACCUGCUCAGAAUGAUGAAAUACGACCGACAGGCUUUGGCGGUGAGGAGACACCAAUGUGAGAACAUCGACGCCGAUCCAAUUGUGUGGACCAACCAACGCUUCAUUCGUUGGGCCAGGAACAUAGACUUAAAUGAAUAUGCAGAUAAUUUAAAAGACAGUGGCGUUCAUGGGGCGCUAGUGGUGCUGGAGCCAUCAUUCAACGGUGAGACGAUGGCCUCGGCGCUGGGCAUUCCGCAGUCGAAGAACAUCAUCCGGCGACACCUGACCACCGAGCUAGAGGCGCUCGUCCUGCCGGCCAGAGCCGCCGUGGAGCAUUACAUGAAAAUUAGCAAGGCCGAGCGACGCCGCUACGAGAAACUCAUGAGCGGCGGCAGUUUAGGUAGGAGUUUCUCGCGCUCGUACGCCGGCGGUCUGCAAGACCACCACCACCACCAGGACGGGGCCUCGAUUGCAGAGGGCAGCGGCGCCGAACUGGCCGCCGACAAGGACCGCAGCCGCAGGGCUAGUUUGCGACUCCCCAAUCUGUUCUCCCCGUCGCGGGAUUUUUCAAUGAAGAGCAACAGUCUCCAAUAUUUGAAGAAGUUCUCAUCAUGGAGAAGCUCUCAGGGCUCCCUCAGCAGGGCACUCGGCCUGCGGGUAAAGCAGGAGCUGCAGCGGCAACAGCAUCAGCUGUAUCACCACCACGAGGCCGCCUCUCCGGAGAGUUCGCUGGCGUCGCCGACCUCAGAGGCGCCGUCCUUCCUCGCAGAGUCUGAGCCGCACGGCCUGCCAGCGUCGUCGUCGUCGACCUCGUCAGGGUCAGCCCGCCAGCAGCAGCAGCACCACCGUCGAGUCAGGUCGAUCGGUGACAUAGAGGCGGUCAGCGCCGUGACCCCUGUGUGACCCACGCCCUUGAGGUCUCUAAGCCCGGACGAUGAGGAAGACUUCGAGCCACUUAGAGAGUCGAUCGUGUAGAGAAUCCGAUGCAAGGCUGUGCGUCCAACGGGGUGCAACAAAAGGAUCUGAUUGAUUGAGUCAGGGUGUCCAGUCCCCUCUAGCUACCGGCAGCGGAGCCUUUAUAUUAUUUGCAGUGAAACACUCGAGUGCUACUCCUUGAUUCCCAUGCCAAAUUCCUCUGUCACAUGUGAUACACACAUAUAAACACUUAUAACUGCCGACCAACUUCGGAUUUUGAACAGAAUUUCGUUCCCUGUGCUUGAGUGACGCCCGCGUUGGAUUUUCCUAAGUAAGAAGAGUGUUGGAUGGCGUAUCAUAUUGUGUAAUUUGAGAUUUUGAUUAGGAAAGAAAUGUACGUACAUAUCUUCUCGAGAAAUGUAUCACUCAAUCACGGAUCUCUGACCAAUCUCUGUUUAUUAUGCACACACUCACCUCGAUCAGACUCGAGAAGUGUGGUUUCGGUUGGAAUUGUAUAUUAUACUCGUCAUGCAUAUGAAUGUAAUCGAAAAGCAUGUUCAAGCACCAAGUAAUGCUCAAAAAGUUUUAACCACGCAAUUUAGAGAUCAUCAGUCCCCUCCCCAUAGUCGGUCUCACAACAGACGAACAAUCAACUGUCUCUAUCGCAAAAUUAAGCUAAAGUAACCUAUUAUUAUGAGUAGCAUACGACGUCGUUCUUGUUGGGUGCAUUUUGUGUGUUGUUGACGAAUUGAGAAUAUUAUACUCUCCGACUCUUAUGAAAGAAAAGAAAAACUGAGAAGCAUUAAUAUAUAAUAGUAUUAAUCUCGCAUUCGUAAAGAAUGGAUGUGUAUAAUCAUCAACCUUUAUCGUGACCUGUAACAAAAAUGAAGAUUUUCGCGCCGUGGCUGUUGGCGUUGAAAUGUGAGAAUCGUGUAUUAUAAAAUGAUAAUAUAUUGUAAUGCAAUAUCGAAAAUAAAUUAUUAUCUUCACUGUUCUUCAGUGAAAAAGGAGUUAAAAAAUAGUGAAAGUAGGUUU
Messenger RNA from Cloeon dipterum, 4678 nucleotides. RefSeq names its product Liprin-gamma (gene Liprin-gamma). The record is from RefSeq and is a predicted model, not a curated record. The transcript has 21 exons. Bases 689 to 3631 code for a protein of 980 amino acids. Gene Ontology annotation, molecular function: protein binding. Lineage: Eukaryota; Metazoa; Arthropoda; Insecta; Ephemeroptera; Baetidae.